Macadamia integrifolia is the source of this 2244-nucleotide messenger RNA. Its product is annotated as protein ACCELERATED CELL DEATH 6-like. Bases 116 to 1996 code for a protein of 626 amino acids. The transcript is spliced from 3 exons. The record is from RefSeq and is a predicted model, not a curated record. Lineage: Eukaryota; Viridiplantae; Streptophyta; Magnoliopsida; Proteales; Proteaceae. Gene Ontology annotation, molecular function: protein phosphatase 1 binding; protein phosphatase regulator activity. Gene Ontology annotation, cellular component: plasma membrane.
AAUUUGAACAAAUUAGGCCACAGCUUUCUCUUUCUCCUCUGUAUAAAUCUCUCCCCUUCCCUUAUGACACAGCUAGCUCUUAGAGAAUACAGAGACUCUAAUAGUAGGGUAAGCCAUGGAUCCUGUUCUGUAUAAAGCUGUAACAGAAGGUAACUCAGCUUUGCUCUCACAAGUUUUAAAGGCAGAGCUAGCAGAGGAAGAUGAUCUCCACCAACAACAACAAAGUGAUGAUCAGCACAACGACAACAAUGAUCUCCUCCACAUCGCCGAUGACGACUCGAACCGCGAAGUUGUGAGGGACACUCUCCUCCACACCGCCGCCAACUAUAACAACGUCCAAGUUGUGAAGGUAAUCCGCGAAAACCAACCAACAAGUAUACUCAGAAGCAAGAACUACAGAGAAGACACAGCACUCCACAUUGCUGCACGCCAUAAUAAUGCCGAGGUCGUCAAGUAUCUGUUGGAUUGGGCCAAGGAAACAGAUGAAGCAGAGAAUGGGUGUAAACGAUAUGAAAUGGCGAAGUUAAAGAACAGAGAUGGGAACACAGCCUUGCAUGAAGCUGUUCUUCGACGUCACCGUGAGGUGAUUGAGGUGUUGAUGGAGUCGCACAAAUUUCUCAUCUUCAUGAAAAAUAAUCGCAGAGAAUCACCACUUUAUUUGGCUGCUGAACGUGGGUUGCACGUUGUGCUGGAGAAGAUGUUGAAAGUUGCACUGGAAGAAGAAAAUUUCAACAAGAAGAAGAAAGAUUUACGGAUCUUUGAUGGCCCUGACGGCAGGACACCUUUGCACGCGGCCGUAGCAAAGAAGCAUACAUUAUGCAUCAACAUUCUACUGGACAAAAAGAAGGAGAUUAGAAGAAUAGAUGCAAAUGGAAGAAAUCCUCUUCAUUAUGCAGCAUCACUUGGCCAUUCUGAAGAAGCUUGUUGCCUACUACAAAAAGACACUUCUAUUGCUCACCAAAAGGACAACGAAGGCCUUUGUCCCAUACACAUAGCAGUCAAUAAAGGCUAUCUUGGCAUAAUUCAAGCUGUGUUAAAAUAUUGCCCAGAGGUAAUAGAGACAUUGAAUAAUGAUGACCAGAACGUUGUUCACCUUGCUGCUAAGAGUGGAAGAAAGAAUUUAGUAAGUUAUAUGAUUUAUCAAAAAUCUAAUAUGUUUGACAAGCUUCUAAAUGCGAAGGAUAUUAAUGGAAACACGCCACUACAUUUGGCCACUUUGCACUCGCAUCCGAAUGUUGUGAACAUCCUUAUGUGGGACCGGAAUGUGGACAUGGCUAACAUGAACGAUGAAGGCCUGACUGCCCGAGACAUUGCAGAGCAGCAAAUGUAUGGGACAAUCUCAAUGCCAAAGUUUCUUUGCCGAACAGCUUUAAGAAUUUAUGAUGCACCAUCUGGUCGACCUUCUCCAAUUAUUGUGGAAAAUAACUCAAGAACAGAUACUCAAAAUAUACACAAAUACAAAGGGAGGUUCAAUACUCUAGUGCUUGUAGCAACUCUGAUCUGCACGGUCACCUUCGCCGCGGGUUUUACAGUCCCUGGAGGUUUCAAUGUUGAUGGUCCAUAUAAUGGCAUGGCUACCUUGUUAAGGAAGCCUGCAUUCAAUGUUUUCGUCAUCUGCAAUACCAUGGCUUUGUAUCUUUCUAUCGUGAUUGUGGUGAACAACAUCUGUGCACAGUUGGCUGACAUUCAUGUCUUCAUUCUUGUGGCUAAAUUUAGCUCACCAUUGCUGGGUUUAGCUCUCAUUAUGAUGGCUGUGGCAUUUGCAGCAGGUUUGUACUCGGUCAUACUUAAACUCCAGUGGCUAGCCACAGUGGUUUUGGUCAUUGGUUCCAUUUUUCUUUUCUAUAUGGUAUAUUUCCUUGUUCUAAUCAAUGUCCCAUAUAAGUUCAAUUACCUUGUUCCACGGCACAUCUCCUGGAGGUUCUAUCUUUUGAUCUGCAAAAUUGAUAGGAUCUUUGACAACAUGGAUUGGUUAUCUGGUGUUAAAGAGCUCUGAAUCACCUCAUGGGAGGAGAUGUUUCUUCUUUUGUUUAGACACUAUCAUCAAAUGUUAGGGUUUGGGUUUGUUUCCUUUGGAACUUUAUGUUGAGAGGGAAAAAAAAAACUCAUAUGGUUUGUAUUGCGGAUAGUAAUAGUGUAUGUCAUAAAUUGUAUUGGUGUUAUAUCAUCAUAAUCUUAGUAUUAGAUAGAAAUAGUAUCUUUGGGUUGUCUUUGUUUUACUUUUUCCCUCAUUCUACUCUUUUA